AUGGAUCAGGACAGAGUGUUGAUGGAAGAUAGGCUAUCGAAUUUGGAGCGACAAAUUUCCGUAUUUGAGCGGAUGGUUCAUAUGUUAAGCAGUUCUUUGGAUCACCGAUUUAAAAAAUAUGACAUGGUGAUAUGCUCGCAACAACAGCAGAUAAGUGAAUUAAAUGCAGUGAUUUCAACUUUUCUCAAUGACGAGUAUAGGCAUGCUGGAAUAUUGCGUGAGAAGCUCACGGGUACGCUGCACGGCAUCUCCGCAACAGCAGCAUCUAUUGGUAGUGUCGUUAAUACGAAUGGUAGAUACGUUCCUGACAGCACCACACGAGCGCUGGACCCCGACGGGAUCUUUAGUGACAUUUUGGGAGAAGAAAGCCCUCAUAGCUCAACUAGAAACUCUAGUAAGCAUAGACCCGAUGACUCUGGCCCUUUUCACCAACAAUACGGAGGCACGACGUCAUCACAGUCAGUGGCGCCAAUUCAGCACGACAGCGCUUCUGUAACGGUCAACACGCAUAUUGGCAAUAAUAAUGCCAAGACUAAUGGUGCUGAUGAGCUUAAUAAUAAUAGCAAGAACAAUAACCAUAAUGAUAAUAAUAGCAGUAGCAAUAAUAAUAAUAAUAAUAAUAAUAAUAACAAUAAUAAUAACAAUAAUAAUAAUAACGGUAAUGGUAACGGUAACGGUGGCAGCAACAGGAGCAAUAACAACAACAAUCACAACAACAAUAAUAAUGAUCACCACACUAGUGAUGGGAAUAAGGUCAUCUCGCAUACUGAUGAUCGUCAGUUAUCAAUGCUCUCCUAUGGAGAUUUUGAUCAUAUACAAGCAUCAGAAAAAACAAAUCCAGGUCAUUCUGUGGCCGCUCAAACGCAUUUUUAUGAUAAUCAUCACACACACGAUGGCCACGGUAGGCGCCUCUCAGCAGAAGAAUGUGAUCAGCAAACAGAUAUUCAAGCACAAUCAAACGGUGGUGGGAACGAAAUGGGCACAGACCUGAAAGAAGAGCAAUACCUCACCAGCAAGGGUCGUAAGAGAAAGAGAAGUGUGUAUGUGGGCAACUUUCAAUUUUUAAAAUCUCCACACUCUGUCAUGGAGGUAUGGAAAGAAUACACGCAGGGUUUCAAUGGGCAGCCAUCUAUACGGGAGAUGGAAAAUAUAUAUCAAACCGGUUGGAGGCGAGAUCCAGCGGUCAACAAAAGGUACUCGAGGCGCCGAGUGCUCUGUAAGGCUAUUGAGACCGGUUUGGCAAGAGGUUUUUCGCUAGAUUAUAUCGUGAACAUUUUGGAAGAUUAUCGCUACAUCAAUCGAGAAAAGGGUUUAAAACAACCAAUAGGUUGGAUAUGUCAAGGUCAGAAUAUACCGGAAAGCCUGAGAGGCUAA
This is a messenger RNA of Zygotorulaspora mrakii, 1374 nucleotides long. RefSeq names its product Msn1p (gene MSN1). The record is from RefSeq and is a predicted model, not a curated record. The coding region runs from base 1 to 1374 and encodes 457 amino acids. The transcript has a single exon. Gene Ontology annotation, molecular function: RNA polymerase II cis-regulatory region sequence-specific DNA binding; DNA-binding transcription factor activity, RNA polymerase II-specific. Gene Ontology annotation, biological process: positive regulation of ribosomal protein gene transcription by RNA polymerase II. Lineage: Eukaryota; Fungi; Ascomycota; Saccharomycetes; Saccharomycetales; Saccharomycetaceae.